ACCUAUGACGUGGCCGCGAUCCUUACCAGUAUUCAGAGGUAAGGACUCUUGUCUGCCUUGCUUAUCCCCGAUCAAUCACGAGGCGGGAAUAAAACGAUGCUAACGAACGCUUUUCUGUCUAUAGCUUGCUCAACGACCCGAACACCUCUUCCCCCGCCAAUGUAGAAGCCUCGAACCUGUACAAAGAUAACCGCAAGGAGUACAUCAAGCGAGUGCGCGAGACCGUCGAGAAGAGCUGGGAAGAUUAGAGACGAGAGAGGAGGGGAGACGACUAUGAUAUAUUGCUAUACGCGGGUUUGGAUCUCUUGGUUCAUGGCGAUGUUGACAAUGUCUUGCCCUGUGUUCCACCUGGGCUUGAUGCCCAAGGCAUUGAUCAUGCUCUUGUGGAGAUGCAAGGGCAGUGAACCCAAGGGACUUGCACCCCGUUGAUGACGUGCACAGCGUGGGGUUUUGGCGCCUGGUUACAUCUUGAUCUGUUCUUCUUAUCGUGAUCUCCCAUUGGUAAUUAUGAAUAACUGCAUCGGUUUCAUGUUAUGCUCAUGUUGUUUGUUGUUUGUUGUUUCACUUGAAUGCAUUUGACUUUGGUGUCUCCUUACUCUUUACUACUACUGCAUGUCAGAUACUCGGCCCGACCACUCGGCCUGCUUUGCAUUCUUUUCCAAUUUGAGUUUCCAUUCACAGACCGUCUGCCAGUGAUUUCAGUUCCGCCAUGAUGUAGUCUCACCCCAACAUUCCUGCCU
Aspergillus aculeatinus CBS 121060 is the source of this 740-nucleotide messenger RNA. RefSeq lists its product as uncharacterized. The coding region runs from base 274 to 429 and encodes 51 amino acids. The transcript has a single exon. The record is from RefSeq and is a predicted model, not a curated record. Lineage: Eukaryota; Fungi; Ascomycota; Eurotiomycetes; Eurotiales; Aspergillaceae.